AUGCCCCUAGGAUCAGCCCGUUAUUCAGAGAUGGAGAUGAGCCUGGCGUGUGUCAAAUCGCCCCAUGGUGCGGACACGACAAUAUCACACCACAAAGACGAUCUUGUAAGGGUGCAGAGCCUCUUUUACGCGUGCCGCUACAAGCAGUGCAUUGCGCUUUGCGAACAGCUCCAGAGGUCGGAGCUCCACGGCCUACACCAGGCCUUCCUCUGGUUUUACCAUGCCACCUCUUACGAGUCGAUGGGAUCGAUUGCACACAACUUUUCGAGCAAUAAACUUCAAUUUCUGGAUUCCGCAAGGGAGAGCUUCAGUCUGGCUCUGAAAUGUCUUCCUUUGCCAUAUGUCUCAACGGAAGGAGGAGCCUACGAGCAACCGGAGGAGUCUCCUGUCACGGUUGGUUUUGGCUCUCCGUCCAUCAACGGAGCACCGCUAGCUGGUAGAAAAGAUAUACCCGCUGCUGGCUGUGUCACAGAGAUAUCACCUUCCAUUUCGUCGAGCAGCUUCUAUUCGUCGGAAAGCGCCCACUCAGAAGGAGGAUCUAUUGCUGACAGGAAUGAAUCAUCGCGGCAAAAGCACACAUGUCAAGGAAUGUCGGUACCAGACGUCCCCGUCAGUACAAAAGAAGAAACUUCCAAAUGUAACCCAAUGAAACACUCGGCAACUCCAGCUAUCUCAGGUGCGGACGAGUCUCGACUCUGGCGCAGUCCCAGCUCCACGCAAGUGCUCCAAGACGAUCUGAUACCAUCGCCUUUGUUCAGCCGGAAUGCAAAACGCCCUUGCAUGGGGGUUCCUGACAGUAAUGCCGAUACUCGACCACUGCCGCCUUUGCCAUUCAAUCACAAAGCCGGUUUCAAAGUCCAAGGCACCCGCAUCGUUCAAAACCCGCUGAUGCGCAGGACCGCAGUCCAGACCCUCAUCGCACGGUUUGAAGGAACCCUGCCCUUGCCUCCAUCGUCUCCAUUAUUAGCGACACGUUCUCCCUUGCGAGAGCAGGUCUACGGACUCGAGACUCCUGCCGCAUCCCCUGGUGUCACAUCUCCACGAUUUAGAAUGAUCCGCGACGCGUUCAGUCCGGACCCGCAGAAUGAACACCUCGAAGCGUACCUCAACACCUGCACCUCGAGCGCGCUGGCGCGAUACAACGCGCAUCUAGCGGACUUUCGUGCUCAGCUGAGAAAGCACAUUGCUUAUGUAGAUGGAGAAAUUGGUCGUGUGCAGAAAAUCCAAGGCGAGAGAAGUGCCGCUAGAGCAUUGGGGCCGAAGCAGCGGUUUGCGAGCUUCUGGUCUUUCGAGGUCGCUUCUCCUUGUUCGAAGUCGAAGUCAGCACCGAGACCCGCAUGUGAUGUGAGCCGAAAUGCUGACCUUGCGGGAGAGGACGACAACUGCUGCUCUCCUUGGGGAAAUGGUUCUCGAGACCGAUUCAAGGAGAAGAUCGACGAGCUGAGACGGCAAGGCUGGAAAGUGUGCAAGGAAAGACACGGCUUCAAAGGCGAGGAGUUCUACAAGGACCUGAGAAGACGCGUCGAAGUGGAACUGGAGGGUGGCCAUUGA
Molecule: messenger RNA, 1551 nt
Organism: Cladophialophora immunda
Lineage: Eukaryota; Fungi; Ascomycota; Eurotiomycetes; Chaetothyriales; Herpotrichiellaceae
Exons: 2
Coding region: 1-1551 (516 amino acids)
Source: RefSeq, a predicted model, not a curated record